CCACCGGCGUCUUAUAUAAAAUUUAUCCACACUCCUCCAUCUUUUUCGGUUCCUUGCGGCCCACUGUGUCCCUCUGCCGGAAAACUCUCAAGUCUACCGACUCCUGAUCCGCCUGCUGAAAUGGCAAAGCCCAGAGUAUUCUUCGAUAUCACCGCCGGUGGGACACCAGUCGGCCGGGUUGUGAUGGAGCUCCGUGCUGAUGUUGUGCCCAAGACUGCUGAGAACUUCCGCGCCCUCUGCACCGGCGAGAAGGGCUUCGGCUACAAGGGCAGCUCCUUCCACCGCAUCAUCCCUGACUUCAUGUGCCAGGGCGGCGACUUCACCAACCACAAUGGAACCGGUGGAAAGUCCAUCUACGGCAACAAGUUCCCCGACGAGAACUUCUCCCUGAAGCACAACGGCCCCGGCACCCUGUCCAUGGCCAACGCCGGACCAAACACCAACGGGUCCCAGUUCUUCAUCUGCACAGCAAAAACAGCAUGGCUGGAUGGGAAGCACGUGGUGUUCGGCUCCGUGGUCGAGGGGAUGGACGUAGUAAAAAAAAUCGAGAGCUACGGCGACAACUCCGGCAAAACCAAGACCAAGAUCAUCAUCGCUGACUGUGGGCAGCUCUGAGCUCCAGCACUUAACCCUUUCUGCUCGCCCUGUAGCCACACCCCCUGUCUUUAGGCUCCGCCCACCCUCUCAUCUGCCAUUCAACAUUCCUAUUGAUGGUUGAUUCAACUGAUGCCCUCCUACCCCACCUGAACCCCCUCCCCCACCCUCCACCCUUUUUUAUUCUGUUCUUGAUGAAAUCAUGUUGCUGCAUUUGUGACUUUGCCUUUAAAAGUUUCUUUUGCAUUAACGUUUUUUCCCACAAAGUCCAAACGUUUUUUUUGUUAAGUCAAAAAAAUGAAUAAGAAAAUAAAACAGAAAAGUUGCCUUGACAA
Messenger RNA from Lates calcarifer (barramundi perch), 929 nucleotides. RefSeq names its product peptidylprolyl isomerase Aa (cyclophilin A) (gene ppiaa). Lineage: Eukaryota; Metazoa; Chordata; Actinopteri; Centropomidae. The record is from RefSeq and is a predicted model, not a curated record. The annotation marks the transcript as partial. Gene Ontology annotation, molecular function: peptidyl-prolyl cis-trans isomerase activity. Gene Ontology annotation, biological process: protein folding; protein peptidyl-prolyl isomerization. Gene Ontology annotation, cellular component: intracellular membrane-bounded organelle. The transcript is spliced from 4 exons.